AUGGAUUUCAAUGAAACGGGAAACUCACUGUAUCUUGCUGGUGACGGAUGGGUCACAGACAUUUACGAUGCCAGGAGUGGCCCGGUGACUACCAACCCAAUGGCGGCAGGCUUCGCUCCUACAUGUCCCCCCUACAACGGCGGCGAAUAUUUAGAAUCUCCGGAGCAGGUUUACGAGCCAAGGAGACGCCUAUACAGCGAUGAAUACACCCACCAAUCCCCCGAUCCGGAGUACUGCAAUGCUCCAUCUCAUUUUUCAACCAGAGAAACCGCCGAUGACUCCUUUUUCGAUGCCGCUUUCGUGUCCUCUCAGGCUUUGCAAGUGCCGUCGCCAUCGCUGGCGCUAAUUGAUUAUCUGAGACCGGGACCAAUACCAUUUGAGGGCUACGGCAGCGGUGACUGGGACAGCGAGCAUAUAGCACAACUGCGAUCCGGAUCAGACGCUCUUCCCUUUUACUCGAGUACCGAUAACCUCGAUUAUGGUUGCAAUGCUCAUGGAACCAACUAUCCAACCAGCGGCAUAGAUGGCGAUGGCCUCCUGGGUAACUUAUACCCUUCCGAGACAGCUUUACAGCCUGUAGCGGAGGCAAAUGUAACAGGAGUGGAAGCGGGAGCAGCCGCUUCACUUCAGAACACAAUGUAUCGGGGAUCACUGAGUGAUUUCAUGGCCAAGCCGGAAACAAUACCUGGUUUUCCAGGACAGCCAGCUCCGUUGGCCAUGCCAGGAGAAUCAUCGCGGCAACCAGCGCCGACGUAUAUGACAUCACAACAGCCGGACUAUGCGGUGACCUCAUCUCCCUACACCGUCAUUUCACCUCCCUCUUCCGUCAAGUCCUCACCUCGGAAGCGCAGUGCUUCAGCGGCUAGGAUCGACAAGAGUCCUGUGGGUCCAAAGAAACGAGUCAUCAAGGCUCACAUGUUGGCAAAAGUUGACAACAUUGAAGACUCUAAAUUGAAAAUAGAGACCGACAAAAUGCCCACAUUUGAAUACCAAGAGUACUUCCACUCGCCUGCGGACGCCAGUAUGAAGCUCAAGCGUCUUCUCGAGCUGUUUCGAAAGUCCGAGGACAACUGCAGCAGCCCCUCUACAAACUCUACGUUUCCUCAGAGCAAUGAGGACAAGAAGAGAUACGUUGAGAAGCUUUUCAAUGCCAUCAACGAUUGGGAAAACAUCAAUGAGUGGUCACAGACUCUGGUCCCCGAAGAGCGGAACCGAGUGAUGGACGAACACCGGCGUAUGAAGGAGGAAGCCAACAGCGCAACUCCAGACAAGAAGCUGAACGAUAUACCGUUAGACGAAAUGCGGCCGACCCGGGACGAACUUCCAACUCUUGACGUACAACAGAAGAAGAUAUUGGGUCGGCAGUUGAACGACCAGACAGUAGAAUGGCUCUGCUGGGAGCUCAUUCGUGUCGAUGCGAUGUGUUUUGCUCUGACGAAAUCGAAGCAGCUCGUCAAAUCCCUUCUAUCUGCAGGUGACGGAUGGAAGCUCCGCAUCGCUAACAACCCACGUGGAGAGCUCGGGCACAAAGGAAACAACAUGAAGGUCAACAUGAACAAGAACAACCGUCUGCGGCAAAUCACCCAAAUGGAGAACACUGCUGGAAACAAUCCGUUGCCAGAAGCCGCCAGCCGAUCGGCAACGGCGGGAACAGCGGGCAGCAGCUCUGGCAACAGGCGUUGA
This is a messenger RNA of Trichoderma gamsii, 1683 nucleotides long. RefSeq lists its product as hypothetical. The record is from RefSeq and is a predicted model, not a curated record. NCBI's taxonomy places the organism in Eukaryota, Fungi, Ascomycota, Sordariomycetes, Hypocreales, Hypocreaceae. The transcript is spliced from 5 exons. The coding region runs from base 1 to 1683 and encodes 560 amino acids.